AUGAACAACGACGAUGGGGCCAAGGACCGGCAAGUGGUGGAUGGUGAAGUCGUCUUUGAUGGCUUGGCUUGGUACAUCGUUCAGACUCUGCAGGAGUUCCUGCGGUUCAACAUGGAGCUCCACACUACGGACGAGCAGAUCUGGUCCGGUCGACGUCCUACCGGAGAAUGGGGUGGUCCACUGGGUAUGCUUGAGCGAAAUGAGUCAGACAUAUCGGUGCACCCGGUGAUACCGACAGCCGACCGCCUUACGGUAGGCACCCCACUACCAGCCUAUGCUUACUCCAAUCCACGCUUCUUUGCCGGCACGCCAAAUGCGUACUUGACCAGCGUGUUUGGAUACUUGAGGAGCUUUGAACUCGAGGUGUGGUUGGGCCUGCUGGUCUGUUGGCCCUUGGUCAGCGUCAUUAUCUCCAUCAUUGAAAUGGUGCGGUGUCGAGCUCGCUUCAAUGACAUCAUCGUCGAUAACCUCUUCGACAUCCUUGGGAUUAUGAUGUUUGAAGGCACAAUACGUCCUGUGCGUGACGCUGUGGGCCGUGUGGUCUUCGCCGUGUGGUGGCUGGCGGUACUCGUACUGAUGAACUCUUUCCAAGGAACCAUGAAGGCCAGCAUGAGCGUCAAGACGCCCACCGAGCGACUGGAGACAUUCCGCGAUAUCGCAGAGAGACCUCACCUGAAGCCCAUCCUCAUACGAGGAACGACAUUCGAACAUCAGUUCAAGGUGUCUCCUGAACCGGAGUUACAGAAGAUACUUUCCAUGGCACGGCGACGACGAUCAAUCAUGCCAGCUUCAAUCGUCUUCACGCGUCAGAUUUUCGACGAGAUGAUUGCUGAACGCUCCAUCAUUUUCAUGGAGGACAACGUCAUGCAGAACUACAUCGCUGCUCUAUAUCCGCAGAAGCCAGGGGAGGGCCUGAUCUACCCUUCGAAGCAGCACACCAUAUCUGCCCAGUUCUGCAUGCUGAUGCGCAACACUCUUGAGCCGAGAGUCAAGAAACUAUUCCACACAAGGUGA
Messenger RNA from Dermacentor andersoni, 1014 nucleotides. Lineage: Eukaryota; Metazoa; Arthropoda; Arachnida; Ixodida; Ixodidae. The record is from RefSeq and is a predicted model, not a curated record.